GCUGGCUGGUACCGAACUAGUGUUUUACCAUAUCCUCAUUUGCUUCGUCAGGUUUCCGGUGACAACACGAACUCACUAUUGUUGUUUAUUUGAAGAAAAAAAGAAGUGUCGUUAAUCCAAAAGUGAUACAGUGACUGUGAUAGUGAAAAUAUGACUUUCCUAAAUUAAGAAUUAUCUCGAAUGGCGAGACCAAGACCUUAUGGUUUUAGGGCUUUAGAUGAGGAGAGUGAUGACAAUUCGGAGUUGACUCCGUUGCACGAUGAUAAUGAUGACCUAGGACAAAGAACAGCUCAAGAGGCAAAAGGAUGGAAUCUGUUUCGAGAGAUUCCUGUGAAGAAGGAGAGUGGGUCUAUGGCCUCCACUGCCGGAAUAGACUUCAGUGUAAAGAUCCUUAAAGUCCUGGCGUAUAUUUUUAUAUUUGGCAUAGUGCUCGGAUCUGCGGUUGUGUCUAAGGGCACUCUGCUUUUUAUCACAUCACAACUGAAAAAGGGCAAAGCAAUCAUUCAUUGUAAUAGACAGUUAGAACUGGACAAGCAGUUUAUAACGAUCCAUUCGUUGGAAGAACGUGUGACGUGGCUAUGGGCAGCCUUCAUAGCAUUCAGUAUUCCAGAAGUUGGCGUUUUCUUGAGAUCAGUCAGAAUAUGCUUCUUCAAAACAGCACCGAAGCCUUCUGUUUUACAGUUUUUGACGGCCUUCGUAGUAGACACCCUUCAUACAAUAGGUAUUGGAUUACUGGUGCUCUUCAUCUUACCAGAAUUAGACGUGGUUAAAGGAACAAUGCUAAUGAAUGCUAUGUGCUUCAUGCCUGGAAUACUAAACGCUGUGACCAGAGACCGUACGGACUCUCGAUACAUGUUGAAAAUGGCACUAGAUGUACUGGCUAUCUCCGCUCAAGCCACCGCGUUCGUCGUCUGGCCUCUGCUAAAAGGCGUUAGUAUGCUCUGGACGAUUCCUGUCGCAUGCAUCUUCAUCUCACUCGGAUGGUGGGAAAAUUUCGUCGGUGAUAUCGGAAAACAAUGGCCAGUCCUGGAACCUGUACAAGAACUUCGUGACAAUUUAAAGAAGACUCGUUACUACACACAGAGGGUGUUGUCUUUGUGGAAGAUAUUCAUAUUCAUGUGUUGCAUCCUGAUAUCUUUGGCGGCACAAGAUGACAGCCCGCUUUCUUUCUUCACGGAGUUUGCUACUGGAUUUGGUGAGCGCUUCUACAAAGUUCAUGAGGUUCGAGCGAUACAGGACGAAUUUGAAGGUUUUCUGGGCUACAAAAUUAUGGACUUAUACUUCGAUCAAAUGCCAGCGGCAUGGGCCACCCCACUGUGGGUGGUGCUGAUCCAGGUCCUGGCUUCUUUAGUCUGUUUUAUGGCAAGUUUGUCUGCCUGCAAGAUUCUGAUACAAAACUUCAGCUUUACAUUUGCGUUGAGUCUCGUUGGACCUGUCACCAUCAACUUGCUGAUUUGGCUUUGCGGCGAGAGGAACGCAGAUCCCUGCGCAUAUAGUAAUACGAUACCAGAUUAUCUGUUCUUCGACAUACCACCUGUGUAUUUCCUGAAGGAGUUUGUGGUGAAAGAGAUGUCGUGGAUUUGGUUGCUGUGGCUGGUGUCGCAGGCGUGGGUGACGGCCCACAACUGGCGCUCCCGGGCCGAGCGUCUCGCCGCCAGCGACAAACUCUUCAACAGGCCGUGGUACUGCAGCCCCGUCCUCGACGUAUCCAUGCUGUUGAACAGAACCAAGAAUGAAGAAGCGGAAAUAACGAUAGAGGAUCUAAAAGAAACGGAGAGUGAGGGUGGGUCUAUGAUGAGCGGAUUCGAAGCUAAGAAAGACAUAAAGCCUUCUGACAACAUUACGAGGAUAUAUGUCUGCGCUACGAUGUGGCACGAAACGAAAGAAGAAAUGAUGGACUUCUUGAAGUCUAUCCUGCGUUUCGAUGAGGACCAAAGCGCGCGUCGUGUCGCACAGAAGUACUUGGGCAUUGUAGAUCCUGAUUACUAUGAACUCGAAGUACACAUCUUCAUGGACGAUGCUUUCGAAGUGUCGGACCACAGCGCGGACGACUCGAAAGUGAAUCCCUUCGUGACGUGUCUCGUGGAGACCGUCGACGAGGCUGCUUCAGAGGUCCAUCUCACCAACGUGAGGUUGAGGCCACCGAAGAAAUUCCCUACACCGUACGGCGGCCGACUGGUCUGGACUCUCCCAGGAAAGAACAAAAUGAUAUGCCACCUCAAAGACAAGUCCAAAAUACGACACAGGAAAAGAUGGUCUCAAGUGAUGUACAUGUACUACCUACUGGGCCACCGCCUGAUGGACGUGCCGAUCUCAGUGGACCGCAAGGAAGUCAUCGCAGGGAACACCUACUUACUGGCUUUGGACGGCGACAUUGACUUCAAACCGACAGCAGUCACGUUACUAAUCGAUUUGAUGAAGAAGGAUAAGAAUUUAGGAGCAGCGUGCGGACGCAUCCAUCCUGUGGGCUCAGGCUUCAUGGCAUGGUAUCAAAUGUUCGAGUACGCUAUUGGUCAUUGGCUGCAAAAGGCGACUGAACACAUGAUUGGCUGUGUACUCUGUAGCCCUGGAUGCUUCUCCCUCUUCAGAGGAAAGGCUUUGAUGGACGACAACGUUAUGAAGAAAUAUACUUUGACUUCCCACGAGGCACGACAUUAUGUGCAAUACGAUCAAGGCGAGGACCGUUGGCUAUGCACUUUGCUGCUGCAGCGCGGGUACCGCGUGGAGUACAGCGCGGCGUCGGACGCGUACACGCACUGCCCCGAGCACUUCGACGAGUUCUUCAACCAGCGCCGCCGCUGGGUGCCCUCCACGCUCGCCAACAUCUUCGACCUGCUCGCCAGCGCCAAGCUCACCGUCAAGUCCAACGACAACAUCUCCACUCUCUAUAUAGUCUAUCAGUUCAUGUUGAUAGUGGGUACGGUGUUGGGUCCCGGUACGAUCUUCCUGAUGAUGGUGGGAGCCAUGAACGCCAUCAUUCAGAUCAGCAACGCGUACGCGAUGAUGUUGAACCUCGUGCCACUCGUCAUCUUCCUUAUAGUCUGUAUGACUUGUCAGUCAAAGACACAGCUCUUCCUCGCUAACCUCAUAACAUGCGCAUACGCAAUGGUGAUGAUGAUCGUGAUAGUGGGGAUAGUUCUGCAGAUAGUGGAGGAUGGAUGGCUGGCUCCGUCCAGUAUGUUCACAGCUUUAAUAUUUGGUACAUUCUUCGUCACCGCGGCGCUACACCCGCAAGAGAUCAAAUGUUUGCUGUUCAUAGCUGUGUACUAUGUAACCAUCCCUAGUAUGUACAUGUUGUUGAUCAUAUACUCCAUAUGUAAUCUCAACAACGUAUCCUGGGGUACCAGGGAGACGCCGCAGAAGAAAACUGCUAAGGAAAUGGAAAUGGAACAGAAGGAAGCAGAAGAAGCGAAGAAGAAAAUGGAGAGUCAGGGUUUGAAGAAGUUGUUUGGCAAGGGAGAAGAGAAGAGUGGUUCGUUAGAGUUCAGUGUGGCGGGCCUGUUCCGAUGUAUGUGCUGCACCAAUCCAGAGGAUCACAAGGACGAUCUCAACAUGAUGCAGAUCUCACACGCGUUGGAGAAGAUAAAUAAGAGAUUGGAUCAACUCGAUGUCCCACCUGAGCCGACCCACCAGCCCUCGCACCCACACACACACGUGGAGACGGUCGGUGUUCGUGAUUACGAAGACAGCGAGAUUUCCACUGAAAUUCCUAAGGAAGAACGAGACGACCUGAUAAACCCCUACUGGAUCGAGGACGUGGAACUCCAGAAGGGCGAGGUAGACUUCCUCACGACCGCUGAGACCAACUUCUGGAAGGAUGUCAUCGAUGAAUACUUACUGCCUAUUGACGAGGACAAGCGUGAAAUUGAACGUAUAAGAAAAGAUUUGAAGAACUUGCGAGAUAAGAUGGUGUUUGCGUUCGUGAUGUUGAACUCUCUGUUCGUGCUCGUCAUCUUCCUGCUGCAGCUCAGCCAGGACCAGCUGCACUUCAAGUGGCCAUUCGGACAGAAGUCCAGCAUGGAGUACGACAAUGAUAUGAAUAUGUUCAUCAUAACCCAAGACUACUUAACGCUGGAACCUAUCGGUUUCGUGUUCCUCCUGUUCUUCGGCUCCAUCAUCAUGAUCCAGUUCACCGCCAUGUUGUUCCAUCGCCUGGACACGCUGGCCCAUCUGCUGUCCACCACCAAACUGGAUUGGUAUUUCAGUAAGAAGCCGGACGACCUAUCAGACGAUGCGCUAAUAGACUCUUUGGCGUUGACAAUAGCGAAGGAUCUUCAACGUCUGAACACCGACGACUUGGAUAAACGAAAUAACAACGAACACGUGUCCAGGAGGAAGACCAUAUACAACUUGGAGAAAGGGAAGGAAACCAAACCGGCUGUUAUCAACCUCGAUGCCAACGCCAAGAGGAGAUUGACUAUCCUGCAGAAUGGAGACUCCGAAUUGAUCUCCCGCCUGCCAUCUCUGGGACCUAACUUGGCAACUCGUCGUGCCACGGUGCGUGCAAUAAACACUCGACGUGAAUCUGUCAUGGCGGAGCGACGCAGGUCUCAGUUCCAAGCGCGACCUUCCGGGGGAUCAUACAUGUAUAAUAACCCUCAAAACACGGGAGAUGUAUUGACACCACAAAGACCGACCCAACGACUCAGUACAUAUCACUUUGACGGCCUCGUGGGUGCUUCCACACAUUAUCCCAAUACCCAAUCUUACGCGUGAAAAGUGAAUCUCGAUUGUUAAUACUACGCAUAAGAUUCAGCUGGACGAUAUGGUCGGUGGGCCGUCGACGUCGGGGGUGUACGUGAACCGAGGGUACGAGCCCGCCCUGGACAGUGACAUCGAGGACACGCCCGUGCCCACCAGACGAUCCGUUGUACACUUCACCGACCAUUUCGCGUGAUAACCACAAAAAUCUGACUAACAUCUCCAUAUUACAUUUUCUACUCUGUUACGAAACGAUAAAGUUUAAA
Molecule: messenger RNA, 4967 nt
Organism: Spodoptera frugiperda (fall armyworm)
Lineage: Eukaryota; Metazoa; Arthropoda; Insecta; Lepidoptera; Noctuidae
Product: chitin synthase chs-2-like
Exons: 25
Coding region: 181-4716 (1511 amino acids)
Cellular component (GO): cell periphery; cell septum
Molecular function (GO): chitin synthase activity
Source: RefSeq, a predicted model, not a curated record